AUGCCGUCGCCUUUGGCGCCAAGCGCAAGUGAGCUGAGCUCGCCAGCGUCGUCGUCUUGGGAUCCAUCGGCAUCGCUCCUGUGGUCGGGAGACUCGUCGGAGGCUUCGGGGCCAUGGGCGGUGCCGGACGAGACCUCUCUCGCCGCUGACGGUACAGAGGUCCCCGCCGACGCUCACGACACCACUGUCGAGCUGAAGGCCCAGAUUGCUGCGCUCACGGCGGAGCUCGACGCGUAUCGCAACCACAACGCAGACAUGGCACUGCUCGAGGAGACAGUGUCAUCUAUUGAGGACCGGAUGGCCGGAGAGACAAGCAUGGUCGAGCUGUGGCGCACCCGGUACUUGGAGGCCGCGGCCCGCGCCGACGCCGCCGAGGCUGAAGUUGCGCGCCUGACCGCGCUGCUGGAGGCGCCUACUCGAAUGGGCUGCGAGGGCGAGAAGAACGUUGGUGAGGAUGUGAUGGAGCUGGAGGUCGAGGCGAAGCCAUCGCCUACAGCACGCGAUGCGCUGGCGACGCCGGCGUCGCCAGCGACACCCAGCCAUCCGGCCCUCCGGAACCAUGGUCCGAGCACGAUCCUGCCGCGAACUCCGCUCCACUUACGUCCUUGGGAGAUGUAA
Thecamonas trahens ATCC 50062 is the source of this 618-nucleotide messenger RNA. RefSeq lists its product as uncharacterized. The transcript has a single exon. NCBI's taxonomy places the organism in Eukaryota, Apusomonadida, Apusomonadidae. The record is from RefSeq and is a predicted model, not a curated record. The coding region runs from base 1 to 618 and encodes 205 amino acids.